Molecule: messenger RNA, 2379 nt
Organism: Plectropomus leopardus (leopard coralgrouper)
Lineage: Eukaryota; Metazoa; Chordata; Actinopteri; Perciformes; Serranidae
Source: RefSeq, a predicted model, not a curated record
UCAUGUCCAGCUCGUCCUCCCUGCGUAAUGUCUUCGCAGAUGCUCCCAGGCUCGGGAACGUCUCUGUUUAAAACCAUUAUCUGACUGGAGCUCGUCCAUCUCUACCAGCUCCAGGUCUGCUCCAGACUAUCAGUGAAGGAGUCUUCCGUGUUUGGCCAACAAAAACAGGUCACCGCCGCCCUCCAUCCACCGCUGUGUUUACACAUGAGACGGGGCCAUCACGGAGGGGGUGAAACCAAACCACAUGCCAGACAAGCUGAUGUUACCCAGGAAUGUUCUUAUCAUCUCCAGGCUGCCGUGAUAACAGCUCUCCAUCCUGCUUCCAGUCAUGGACGUGCAAUGCAUUUGUGGUGGAGGAAAGUGAGUGCAAUGAUGAAGAGCAACAAAAACCAGUUGGUAGGUAAAAGUUAGUGGACACUGAUUACCUCAUACUCAGUGAGUCCGGCAACCCCCCUCAGGAAAAGGCAGAUAACCGCUCCCUCCUCCUCCUUCAGUGUGCACUUCCCCUUCAGAGGAAGAGCCUUACACUUGCUCGCGCUGUCUCUUGUAGUUUUGCGGUGAGGCUGCUGCUGACCUGACUGAGAGGAUCUUAAAGGAUAAAAACAGGCUCCUGUGGUUUGGGGGCUUCUGCUCAUGGAUGUGACAUGCAGGGGAACAGCCUGGAAGUUAUCAGAAGAGUAAAAAGAAGCUGUGUUUUAUUUGUGUUUCCUUCAUCAAAGGAUACAUGACUGGACUGCUCAUCCCAUAAAGGCUGCAAAGGGGAGGAAGCCUGCAGAUUUCACCCAUGAUGGACUGCAACGACUCCCACGCUCUGCUCUCUGGGGAGCACCUCAUUUAUGCCAUCACCAUCCCACUGUCGACCUCCAUCAUCCUGGCCAACCUUGUCAUCAUCUUGGGCAUCGCCUGGAACCGCCAGCUCCACAACACGACCAACUACUUCUUCCUCAGCCUGCUGGUGGCAGAUCUGUGCACAGGCGUGGCGUUGCCUUUUAUUCCCUUAAUGGGUCUGAAUCGGGAGUUGAGUUUUAGCUCCUGCUUGGUGGCUCACGUUUUCCCAAAUUUCCUCUUCUUGGCGUUCCUCUUCAACCUGGUUAUGGUCCACUAUGAACGCUAUGUUUGCAUUGUCGACCCUUUGCAUUACAAUAACUUGUGGAUGCAUCGGAGCUUUCCUUUGGCACUGCUUGUGGUUUGGGCGCCACCACUUCUUUACGCUUCCUUACCUGCUUUCGGGUGGAAUAACUGGACGGGGGCAGAUUGGAGCGGCUGUUGUGCAAGUAGCCAAAAUUUAACGUCACUUUCAAACUGCUCAGCAACCAAAACCACGUGCUGCUCAUACAGGCGAGUGUUCCACAAUGCUUUCAUCUACCUAGAGGUGUACGGACUCGUCUUACCGGCUAUUCUGACCAUCGCUGGCAUGACUGGCCACGUUUUAUGGAUCACCAGAGGCCAGCUGAAGGACAUCUGUCGCCUGCAUCGCUCAGUGGAGCGGGGAAGCCAGGCCUCAGACCGAGAGCAGAGGCUGAACCUGCGUUACACACGCUGCUUGGUGGCGGUGUCACUGACUUUUCUCGCAUGCUGGGUCCCCUACCUCAUUUACAUGCACGUCUGCAUCGCGUUCUUGAUCAGCGACACCAAGUGGAGCUCCACCACUCACAUUGUGCUGUCGUGCACUGGGAUUGGAAGCAUGGCGGUGGUGCCGCUGGUGCUCGGACUCGCUAACAGGCAGUAUACAGAGCCUGCAUGCAAACUUCUGCAGAAGCUCAGAGACAGAUGGGGGCGGAGGAUGCAGGGAUCAGAGGAGGUGGCAGUCUGAGAAAAUACUGACAAAUAGGAAUAUUUAUGAAGAUGAAUCUGUAAGAAAUGAUGUUGGUUGAUGCACAUAGUAGUUCAUACUACAGAAGAUUAUUAGGGUCAGGCAUAAGGGGAAAAAUGGGAGGAGGAAGACUAUUUAUUUUGCAUUAUGACAGUGAAGUUGAAAUGCUCAGAGUAACGUCAAACUGUCAGUCGUAGUACCAGGGAAAAAAUAAAUCAGUGAAAAAUUUCUUUUGUAUUUUGCAAUUGGAAAAAUUGUGAAAAUGUUGAGAAUAAGGCUGAAAUGUUGAGAAUUAAGUCAAACUUUCAGUAUUAGGGCCAGGUAUAACAAAUAUAGAGCAGAGGAGGAAGAAUUCCUUUUUUGUGUCAACUGUGUCAAUUUGUUUUUAAUAUUAUUCUUAACAUUUCAACUUUUAUCUUGUAACCCAGAACAAAAACUAAAAAUAUUUCUCCUCUCAUUUUUUCCUCUUAUUCUUGGCUUAUGUUGUUCAGUGCCAGUAGAAGGAAAUUAUUUAUCAAUGCCCCGUACAAAAGUAGGCCACCUAUUCGAGUCUCUGAGGGUCCCCA